UAUGUAUGAUUAUACUUGAUCAUUAUCAAGUCAGGAUUAUGAUGGAAGUAUUGGACACAUUCAAUAUUGCAAGUUGUACAAAAAUGGAUUGUGGUAUAUAUUUCGAGUAGGAAACUCAUGGGCUUUACUAUACGAACAGCUACUUAUGUGUAUUGUUCUUGUGUAACAAAGUAUCUGAUUCAUAUUUAGUCAUUUAUAUUUUCAACUUGUUAAAACUAUUUUAUUUUAAGUCAUAUUAACGAGUGAAUAAUUUAAGUUAUACAUAUUUGGCUUUUUCUGUAAUAAAGCUUGUGCAAUAUAAUUUUGCAAAAGAUAGAUUUUCUACAUUCCAAAAUAUGGAGUUUCCAAAUUUAGGAGAACAUUGCUCAGAGCAAACUUGCAAUCGUUUAGAUUUUUUACCUCUAAAAUGUGAUGCUUGUGAGGCUAUAUUUUGCACAGAUCAUAUAUCAUAUAUAAAUCAUUCCUGCCCUAGUGCAUAUAAAAAAGAUAUACAGGUGCCCGUGUGCCCAUUGUGUAAUACACCAAUACCACAGAAACGAGGAGAUCCUCCAGACUUGGCUGUGAGCAUGCAUAUAGACAGUGAUUGUCAGUCAGAUAUUAGAAAAGAUCAUAGAAAAAUAUUUUCUAAUAAGUGUUCAUCAAAAGGAUGCAAAGUAAAAGAAAUAGUGCAGGUUAAAUGCAAUGACUGUGGCAAUAAUUUUUGUUUGAAGCAUAGACAUCCCAGUGAUCAUGCAUGUAUUGGCAAAGAAGAAGCAGUUAAACUUAAAAGAUUGAGUGCCCUGAAUAAACACUCUAUGGUCUCUCAGAACGACAAUCACAAUAAUUCUAUUGUAUUCCAAAAUCUUCAAGGCACCAUGAGCGAAGAUGAAGCUUUGGCUAGAGCAUUACAGGCUUCAUUGCAAGACGAAGGAAGAAAUAAGCGACAAGGAUUACAGCCAGUGCCUUCUGCGCAUAGAAACAGAUGCAGACUUUCCUAAUUGCAAUUCACUUUUAUCAAUUUUAUGCAUUUUUAGAUAAAAGUACUGCUUUUUAAACCUUCAUUAAAAGGUGAAUAUAUCUUUCUAACUUUUAUCAAAUUUUAUUAAUAAUCAUACUUCAUAAAUAAGAUUUUAUACCUUUUCAUAUAAUACUUAAUAUUUCUUGAUCACUCAUAAAAAUGUGCAUAUUACAAUUCUAAUAAUUUUAUUCACUUUUUUGACUAGAACAACAAACACUAGAUAAAUUAAUAAUAAUCCAUUUCUUAUAUAUACAAUAAGAAUUAAGAUUAUUUUUCAUUUUGAAAAUAUAUUUAAUAUCUGAAGUGCUCAUUAAUGUAUAUUUUUACACAUAUGAAUGUGUUUUCAAAUUACAUUAACUUUUGUAAUUAUAUAUAAUACAGAUUUUACAUUUUCAUAAGCUUUGGCAGACAAAAAUUUCAAAGUUGUAUGUUAUUAGAUAUGUCAGUAUCCAGUGCCUUAAUAGAUCGAGUGCAUGUAUAAGAAAAUGGGCAUGAAUGUACAUAUAUACAUAUAUUCGUAUAAAAAUUAUCAUAAUGUAAAAAUAAAUGUAUAUAAAAUGAAAAAUUAAGUUAUUUCUUUUUCAGAGUACAUUUCUACUGUGUCUUACAUACAAUAUUUCAAUAAUUAAGUAGAUGUACCCAUUUUCUACAAUUUACGCACAUUAGAAUAUGAACAAUUUUUAUGCGAAAAUAAUACUUAAUUAAAUACCAAUGAAUUACAGCUGUAUCAGAUGCUAAAUCUUUUGAAUGUGUCUUUAAGUAAUAUGCAUAUUCAAAUAUCUUAGAUUUAAAAUAUUUUAUAUAUAGCAUGAAUGUUUCAUUAUUUAUGGUAUUUAAAAUGUUAGUUAUACAUUUAGUUUAAAUAUGUAUAUUUAAGAAAGAAAAAAGAAUAUGUAAAUAAUA
This is a messenger RNA of Vespa mandarinia (Asian giant hornet), 1900 nucleotides long. RefSeq names its product AN1-type zinc finger protein 2A. NCBI's taxonomy places the organism in Eukaryota, Metazoa, Arthropoda, Insecta, Hymenoptera, Vespidae. The record is from RefSeq and is a predicted model, not a curated record. Gene Ontology annotation, molecular function: zinc ion binding. Gene Ontology annotation, biological process: proteasome-mediated ubiquitin-dependent protein catabolic process; protein targeting to ER. Gene Ontology annotation, cellular component: cytoplasm; endoplasmic reticulum.